AUGGGUGGUGUCCUUCAUCUGGUCGAGGACCGACCAACUCCUCCUUCGGUUUACAACUGGCGAGUCUACGUCCUCGCCCUCGUGGCAUCAUGUGGUUCCAACAUGAUCGGUUAUACAAGUGCCUUCAUCGGUACAACAAUCACAUUGACCUCUUUCAAGCAAGAGUUUGGUCUCGACAAAAAGACCACGGCCGAGCAAAGUUUGAUCAGUGAGAACAUCGUGUCUCUCUUCAUCGCCGGUGCCUUCUUCGGUGCCCUCCUCACAUACGGCCUGAGCCACUGGCUUGGCCGUAAGGUCUGUUUGAUGAUCGCUUCUUCUACCUUUGCUCUUGGAGCUGGCCUGCAGUGCGGUGCCAAUCACAACCGCGGACUGGGCAUUCUCUACGCUGGACGUGUCUUGACUGGUCUGGGUACCGGUGUUGCCUCCAACAUUGUUCCUAUCUAUCUCUCCGAACUUGCUCCCCCUGCUAUCCGUGGCCGACUGGUCGGUCUGUAUGAGUUGGGCUGGCAGAUUGGUGGUAUGCUGGGUUUCUGGAUUAACUAUGGCGUGGAACAACAUAUUGCACCUUCCACACAACAAUGGAUCAUUCCGUUUGCUAUUCAAUUGGUCCCGUCCGGCAUGAUGUUCAUCGGAUCCCUCUGGAUCCGGGAAUCGCCCCGUUGGCUUUUCCUUCACGACCGCCGGGCUGAGGCCAUGAAAAACCUUACCUGGAUUCGUCAAUGCGAUGCUACUGAUAUUUACAUCACUGAGGAAGUGUCUGCUAUUGACCAGGCCCACGAGAAUCAGCGCAGCACCGUUGGAUUUGGUUUCUGGAAGCCAUUCAAGGCCCUUGGUGCUCGUCCCAACUUGAUGUGGCGACUGUUCCUUGGAUGUAUGCUUUUCUUCUGGCAGAAUGGCUCUGGUAUCAAUGCCAUCAACUACUACUCGCCUACCAUCUUCAAGAGCAUUGGUGUCGAGAAUAACACUGUCAACUUGAUGACCGGUAUCUUCGGUGUGGUCAAGGCCAUUAUGACGUUUAUCUGGCUGCUGUUCCUUGUCGAUCAGUUCGGUCGCCGGAACCUUCUGCUUGUUGGUGGUAUCACCGGCUCCAUCUGCAUGUGGGUCAUUGGUGCUUAUAUCUACGUUGUUGCACCGCAAGACAACCCUACCAGCUCCCUCAACGGUGGCGGUAUCGCCGCUAUCUUCUUCUUCUACCUCUGGACUGCCGUCUACACCCCCACCUGGAACGGUACCCCCUGGGUCAUCAAUUCGGAAUUCUUCGACCCCAACUUCCGUUCCCUGGCUCAGGCCUGCACAACUGCCAGCAACUGGCUGUUCAACUUCCUCGUCUCCCGCUUCACCGAGCAGAUGUUUGAGGCUAUGGGCUACGGCGUGUACUUCUUCUUCGCGUCUCUGUCCUUCCUUGCCUUCUUCUUCGCCUUCUUCCUCAUCCCCGAGACCAGCGGUAUUCCCCUGGAGAAGGUUGAUCGUCUCUUUGAGCAGAAGCCUAUUUGGAGGGCGAACAAGAAACUCAAGGAGAUCCUCAAGGAGGAGGAAGAGCAGUUCCGUUUCGAAAUUAAGGACCAGGCUGUCCACACGGAGAACACUGAUGAUCGCAAGCCUGAGGAAUAUGCUUGA
Penicillium manginii is the source of this 1617-nucleotide messenger RNA. RefSeq names its product sugar porter family MFS transporter. The transcript is spliced from 3 exons. Lineage: Eukaryota; Fungi; Ascomycota; Eurotiomycetes; Eurotiales; Aspergillaceae. The record is from RefSeq and is a predicted model, not a curated record. Gene Ontology annotation, molecular function: carbohydrate:proton symporter activity. The coding region runs from base 1 to 1617 and encodes 538 amino acids. Gene Ontology annotation, cellular component: membrane. Gene Ontology annotation, biological process: transmembrane transport; carbohydrate transport.